CAAUGCACCUACCAGACUGGUGUUUGCUGAGCUGAAGAAGCCGUACAGCAACCAGACCGUCUUCCCCGUGGGGAGCACGGUGGAAUACGUGUGCCAGCCUGGGUAUGCCCAGCACCUGGGGAUGUCGCCAGCCAUCACGUGCCUUAGGAAUCGGACAUGGUCUGGGGCGCUGGAGUUUUGUAAAAGGAAACAAUGUGCUAACCCAGGGGAUCCGGAAAACGGCAGAGCUGUUGUCCUGACGGACCUCCUCUUCGGGUCCAAAGUUAAUUACACUUGUGACAAAGGGUACAAGUUGAUUGGAGGCUCUCAGAGAACAUGUGAGAUCUCUGGCACACGUGUCUCGUGGAGUGGAGAUGCUCCUGUCUGCCAGCGUAUCGUCUGUGAUCCGCCGCCGGACAUCCCCCACGGGAGACACAGCGGGCAAUCGAUGGACACCUUCUCCUACGCGGAUGUGGUCACCUACACCUGCGACGCUGGUCACCUGCUGGCCGGAGAGCCCUCCAUCUUCUGCACCACGGCGGACGGGGAGCACGGCGUGUGGAGCGGGCCACCACCGCGGUGCGGAGAGGUGAAGUGUCCUCCCCCUCCAGCCAUUGCCAAUGGAAAGCACAGCGGCCAGCCCUCGGACACCCACCUUCCAGGCACAGCUGUGCAGUACACCUGCUGGGACGGCUACUCCCUCAUCGGGAACGCCUCCAUUAGCUGUACCGCUGCGGGAACGUGGAGCCGGCCCCGGCCCCGAUGUGAAGCAACCGGCUGCAAAAGACCAGAGAUCGAGAACGGAAGAACGACCGGGCUGGAGACCGUGUACAGACUCGCAGACACCAUUGUCUUCGAAUGCAAUUUUGGUUACGCCUUGAAGGGCUCUCAAGAGUCUCAGUGCCAGUUUGGGGGCACGUGGGACCCUCCUGUCCCCAUCUGUGAAAAGAUGCUACAGUGUCCUUCUCCUCCAAAUAUUAAAAAUGGCCAGUAUGAGAACAAGGAUGUGAAAGUGUUCAUCCCUGGAGUAUCAGUGAAGUACUACUGUGACCUGGGGUACGUCCUCACUGGGAAAACAACAGUUUCUUGUCUGACAUCUGGAACCUGGAGCCUCCCUUAUCCCCGGUGCGAAGUGAUCACCUGCAUAAGCCCCAACAUCCAAAAUGGAGAAGUGGCUGAAGGACGGAGCGCUGCGUACCGUCCCGGGGCCAACGUCACCUUCCAGUGCCACCCGGGCUACGUGCUGUGGGGCAGCCGUGGAGCCAAGUGCCAGCCCGAUGGCCGCUGGGCGCCUGCUGUCCCCACCUGUGAGCCAGUGCUGCCGUGUCCUCCACCUCCCGUCAUCGCCCACGCCACGCACAGCGCGGAGCUCGGGGCAAACUUCACCAGCGGCAUGUCCGUGAGCUACAGCUGCCAGCCCGGCUUCUCCCUCCUCGGAGACCCCUCUGUCUCGUGCACGGCCUCGGGGAACUGGAGCCUCCCGUACCCACGCUGCGCAGCUGGCUGUGGGACACCAACAAUAUUUUCGUUUGCUGAGCUAAACAAGGAGUAUAAAAAUCAGACUGUGUUUCCUGUUGGGAAGACUGUGAAAUACACUUGUCAGCCUGGAUACGUGAAACAUCCACAGAUAUCACCAACUAUUAUGUGUCUUGAAAAUCAAACGUGGUCUGAAGCCCAGGAGUUUUGCAAACGGAGAAGGUGUGAUCAUCCAGGAGAACCGGAGAACGGCAGAGUUAUCGUUACAACAGACCUCUUCUUCGGGUCAACAGUGAAUUACACCUGCAAUGAAGGGCACAGGCUGGUUGGAGCAUCCCAGCGGCAAUGUGUGAUUUCAAGCUCUGGGCCGCGGGUGAGGUGGAGUGGUGAUGUUCCUGUCUGCCAGAGUAUCGUCUGCGAUCCGCCGCCGGACAUCCCCCACGGGAGACACAGCGGGCAAUUGAUGGACACCUUCUCCUACGCGGAUGUGGUCACCUACACCUGUGACGCUGGUCACCCGCUGGCCGGAGAGCCCUCCAUCUUCUGCACCACGGCGGACGGGGAGCACGGCGUGUGGAGCGGGCCACCGCCGCGGUGCGGAGUGUCGCAGUGCUCUCACCCUCCAGCCAUUGCCAAUGGAAAGCACAGUGGCCGAGCCACGGCAGUUUUCAUCAGCGGCAUGUCUGUGAGCUACACCUGUGAUCCUGGCUACGUUCUCGUUGGAGAGGCACAGCUUAAUUGUACUUCUUCUGGAGCCUGGAGCGUCCCUGCCCCUUGGUGUGAAGGGCGGCUGUGUCCCUCCCCAUCGGAGAUUGAACACGGCCAGCACGAUGGCAAGGAUGUGAAAAUGUUCGUCCCUGGAAAGUCUGUAAAUUACAGCUGUGACCCCGGCUAUUCUCUUAUUGGAAAAACAACUCUAUACUGUACAGUCAAUGGAACCUGGAGCCUCCCUUAUCCCCGGUGCGAAGUGAUCACCUGCAUAAGCCCCAACAUCCAAAAUGGAGAAGUGGCUGAAGGACGGAGCGCUGCGUACCGUCCCGGGGCCAACGUCACCUUCCAGUGCCACCCGGGCUACGUGCUGUGGGGCAGCCGUGGAGCCAAGUGCCAGCCCGAUGGCCGCUGGGCGCCUGCUGUCCCCACCUGCGAGCCAGUGCUGCCGUGUCCUCCACCUCCCGUCAUCGCCCACGCCACGCACAGCGCGGAGCUCGGGGCAAACUUCACCAGCGGCAUGUCCGUGAGCUACAGCUGCCAGCCCGGCUUCUCCCUCCUCGGAGACCCCUCUGUCUCGUGCACGGCCUCGGGGAACUGGAGCCUCCCGUACCCACGCUGCGCAGUGCUGCAAUGUCCUUCACCUCCAAAUAUUGAGAAAGGAAAUCACAACAGCCAGGACUUGGAAUUUUUCACUACUGGCAUGGUCGUAAAUUACAGCUGUGACCCUGGCUACAGCCUCCUUGGAGAGGCAUCGAUUCACUGCACUGACUCUGGAAACUGGAGCCUCCCUCUUCCUCGCUGUGCAGGUGGCUGUGGUGCACCUCCAAACUUAACCUUCGCUAAGCUAACUGAGGAAUACAAAACUCUGACAGAGUUUCCUGUUGGACACACUGUGCGAUACAGCUGCCAGCCGGGAUACAUGAGACACCCCGGAGUACCCCCAACUCUGACAUGCCUCAAAAACCACACGUGGUCUGAAGCGCUAGCGUUCUGUAAAAGGAAGCAAUGUAAAUACCCAGAAACACCAAAGAAUGGCAGAGUUGUUGUUCUGACAGAUCUCCUUUUUGGGUCAACUGUGAGACACACGUGUGAAGAAGGGCACCGGCUGGUUGGACAUUCUCAUAGGCGAUGUGAGAUUUUUGGACCCGAUGUUGCAUGGAGUGGUGUUCUUCCCAUCUGUCAAAAGGUGGUAUGUCCAGUCCCACAGAUCCAGAAUGGGGGAGUAUCUGUUCUUAAAUAUCGCUACACAUACAAAGAUACUGUAAGCUUUAAGUGCCAUGAAGGCUUCACCUUGCGAGGCCAUCGCACAGCCCAGUGCCAAGCUGAUAAAACAUGGGAUCCACCUGUACCAGUCUGUGAGCAGGAUGGAGUGGCAGAACACUAUCAUCAUCCUGAUACCACAACAAAGCCAGUAGUGAAGUGUCUGCCUCCUCCAAGCAUUGCUAACGGGGAACACAGCAGUCAUUUCUCAGACACUUUUGAUGUAGGAGCACUUGUGCACUACCGCUGCAAACAUGGCUUCUCCCUCAUUGGCAAUAAGACUGUUCAUUGUACAAUAUAUGGAGUCUGGAGCCGUCCCCUUCCUCGGUGUGAAGUGCUGCACUGCUCCAAGCCUGCAGAGAUCGCCCACGGGUCUCUCAGUAGCCCAGCAAAAGUGUUUUUCACUCCUGGAACAUCUGUAAGCUACAUCUGUGAGCCCGGCUUCUCUCACAUUGGGACAGCCUCCAUUUAUUGCACACAAUCUGGAGCCUGGAGCCAUCCUCCUCCGGUCUGUCAAGCUGUGAAGUGUCUCCAUCCUCCAAACAUCACCAAUGGGAAGCUCAAAGGCAACAUCUCUGACACUUUUUCCUAUGGAGCAUCUGUGUCCUACAGCUGCAAUCCUGGUUAUUCACUCAUUGGGAAUGCUUUCAUCAACUGCACAGUGUCAGGAACCUGGAGCCAGCCUCAUCCUCAGUGCAAAGAGAUCAGAUGUGUAUUCCCAGAAGUUCAGGGUGUUAAGAAAGCCAUAAAAGGAAAUACUUAUCCCUCUGGGACUAACAUCACUCUUGAAUGUGAAAGUGGUUACACUUUGGAAGGCAUCAGUCAGAUUCAGUGCCAGGAGGACUUCAGCUGGGACCCCCCUGUACCAGCCUGUAAACUGACAUCACGCAAGUCUGGUUCAGUAGGCCUAGGAGUCGCAGCUGCAGGAGUCCUGCUUCUCCUGGGGGCAGGCAUUGUCUGGAAAAUUAUUUCUAAGCAGAAGCAAGGCUAUUAUCAUACAUAUGAAAACUACAGUUACCAAACCCCUCUGAAUGAGAUUAUGGAACAGAAAUGUUCAUGUGUUCCAUAGAAGGCUGAGCAUCCGUGCUGCCGCUCACCAGGCAUUAAACUUGUUCUCCGCACAGAGAGCGGCUGCAGGUUGCAUGGAAGCGUUGCUCAUGUCAAGACUGAAAUUCUGUGGUGAAAAAAGCACUUUAGGAUCAACGUUAAUGCUCCUCCUGCUCCCACUAGUUACUGUAAGGAUUUAACAAACGGCCCACAGUACAGGUGCUGUUUCAGAGGGACUCCUGUGCACUGCUGCUGUCUGAUGAAGGAUGUUUCCCGUCACGAUCUGCAAACCCUGUUACCACAAGACCCACCAGAGCGUUCCUGCGCCUGUGUGGAAGUCACAGUUUGUUAAACAAAAGAUUGUCUUAAUGGCAACCGUAUUCACAUCUGUCUAUUUCUUCCAGGAACGCUGCUUUGCGGUGUUCCUCUACAAACGCUUCACCCAAUAAAAGCUGAAUGUGGGACAGUAA
Messenger RNA from Aquila chrysaetos chrysaetos, 4943 nucleotides. RefSeq names its product complement receptor type 1-like. Gene Ontology annotation, biological process: negative regulation of complement activation, classical pathway. The record is from RefSeq and is a predicted model, not a curated record. The coding region runs from base 122 to 4495 and encodes 1457 amino acids. NCBI's taxonomy places the organism in Eukaryota, Metazoa, Chordata, Aves, Accipitriformes, Accipitridae. The transcript is spliced from 31 exons.